Bombina bombina (fire-bellied toad) is the source of this 1902-nucleotide messenger RNA. It is a transcript of the gene RASSF8, whose product is annotated as Ras association domain family member 8. The transcript is spliced from 5 exons. Gene Ontology annotation, biological process: signal transduction. The record is from RefSeq and is a predicted model, not a curated record. NCBI's taxonomy places the organism in Eukaryota, Metazoa, Chordata, Amphibia, Anura, Bombinatoridae. Bases 266 to 1519 code for a protein of 417 amino acids.
CUCACACAGCAGCAGCUUCUCUCAGCCUCAGGACGGAAAACUUUGCGUUUCUUGCCUGAAGUUUCCCAGAGUUCGGCCGGAUUUGCUCGGACUUGGAUAAUAUUUACAGGGGAACUAAGGGCCCUAGUGGGAGCCGUUCCCGGGUUACAGGAGACGCGCACUCAAUAACCCUUGUAAUCCACUGCUGCUUUCCGUGGAACGGUUAAAAUGACAUGACAUUUAAGGACAGAAAUGUGAAAAAAACUGACCUUACCCUGAGUGCAGCAUGGAGCUUAAAGUCUGGGUUGACGGAGUGCAGAGAAUUGUUUGUGGCGUUACAGAAGUGACUACAUGCCAGGAAGUCGUCAUCGCGCUGGCACAAGCCAUCGGUCGCACAGGACGAUACACCUUGAUAGAAAAAUGGAGAGACACAGAGAGACACCUGUCGCCUCAUGAGAACCCUAUAAUUUCAUUGAACAAGUGGGGGCAGUAUGCAAGCGAUGUACAGAUUAUACUGCGGCGCACCGGGCCCUCUCUCAGCGAGAGACCCACAUCAGACAGUAUUUCUCAUAUACCUGAAAGAACUUUGUACAGACAGAGUCUGCCGCCACUAGCCAAACUAAGACCACAGAACGACAAGUCCAUAAAAAGACGGGAACCCAAGCGAAAAUCACUGACUUUCACUGGGGGAGCCAAGGGGCUUAUGGACAUUUUUGGUAAAGGUAAAGAAUCUGAAUUCAAGCAAAAAGUUCUUAACAAUUGUAACACAACAGCUGAGGAACUUAAGAGGUUGAUUCACCUUCAGAACGAGAAGCUCUUGACGCUUGAGAAGCAACUGGACUCAAAUGAAGCUGAAACAAGAUAUUGGGAGCAAAAGCACAAAUCAAACUUGGAAGAGGAGAUUAUGAGACUUGAUCAAAAGGUCAAAAGGAACGAGGUGGAAAUUGAGGAAGAGGAAUUUUGGGAAAACGAGCUGCAGAUUGAACUGGAAAAUGAAAAACAGCUGAAAGAUCAGCUUCAAGAGAUGAAACAAAGGAUUGUACAGUGCGAGAACCAGCUGAAAGACUACCAGAGCCAAAUACAUCAUAUAGAGAGCGGGAUUGAGGCCGAAAAGCUUCAGCUGGAGGUUCAGGAAUCCCAAAUUAAUGAGGAAAUAGUAAAGGGAAAGAUUGAAAAGAUCAAAGGGGAGUUGGAUGCCCAAGGGCAGGAAAGUCUGCGGCUGGAGAAUGGCAGCAAGGCCGUGGAGAGAUCAUUAGGACAAGCCACUAAGCGGUUAAUGGAUCGCGAGCAAGAACUCGAGCAGCUGACUAAAGAGUUACGCCAAGUGAACCUGCAGCAAUUUAUCCAGCAGACCGGAACUAAAGUGACUGUGCUGCCAGCAGAGCCAAGUGAAGUGGAAUUCCCGCAGCCAGAAAAAGAGCCAGCAUUUCAGUCAGGAUCACUGAAACGACCUGGAUCUGCGCGACAACUGCCCAGCAACCUGCGGAUUCUGCAAAACGCGUUGUCGUCUGGUUUUAACCCGGAGGGAAUCUAUGUAUAAUAUUUACUUCCUAGGAGGGUUAUCCGUGACACAACCUAAGACUUUUUAUUUCGCCAUUGCCAAACAAAAUGAAUUCACUUCCUGACCACUAUAUCUGGGCCCCAUAACCUGCCAGGAGCCAUACUAACUGCACUGACUCUUUAGGCACAAAAUGUAGAAUGGAAUGGUUGUGAAGCCAAAGCAAUAUGGAAUUGCUAGAGUAUUACUUUACCGUCACCAUCUUUAUUAACUUUACAAAUAAUAAGUAUUAUUUAAUAUGUAUGAAAUCAAAGACUGAUUUAAACAGGGAAAACAUGUUGUCAGUAAGUGACUGGUUUAUAGAGAAGUGUAUGUAUAUAUGUGUGUGUGUGUUUAUAUAUACAGUAUAUAUAUGUAUGUGUGUG